Messenger RNA from Tribolium madens (black flour beetle), 2090 nucleotides. Its product is annotated as 6-phosphofructo-2-kinase/fructose-2,6-bisphosphatase-like. The transcript has 6 exons. The record is from RefSeq and is a predicted model, not a curated record. Lineage: Eukaryota; Metazoa; Arthropoda; Insecta; Coleoptera; Tenebrionidae. Gene Ontology annotation, molecular function: fructose-2,6-bisphosphate 2-phosphatase activity; ATP binding; 6-phosphofructo-2-kinase activity. Gene Ontology annotation, biological process: fructose metabolic process; fructose 2,6-bisphosphate metabolic process. Bases 418 to 1851 code for a protein of 477 amino acids. Gene Ontology annotation, cellular component: cytosol.
GCCGUGGUUCGUGCGAGAAGUGGUUGUGGUUACGGUGAACGAAACACAAAAAAGAUAACUCCGCGUGUAUAAAUGUUGGAAGACGUAAUUUGCGGUGGAAUAUCGCAUUGAUUUUCGUUGAGAGUGUUCAAAAGUCCGUAAAUCUGGCGACUGAAAUCAGAUAUAGACUUGGAAUGCGACACAUCUUGAAAAAGUUUAUUAUACAUACGUCUUCAGAUCAUUUUUCAGAGGGAGCGAUCGACAUUUAGUUGUUCCGUUGUUUUUUUUGUAUUUUUUUACCGUUUUUUUUAUUAUUUUUCUGUGGUGGAGUGAUUCGGAGUGUGUUUGGAUUAUUUUUUUGAGUCGUUCGUAAGAGUAGAGUGUCGAAAUUCAUUCAAAAAGUGUUCUUUUUCUACAAUUUUACAACCGAACAUCGAAAUGGAUUCAAUCAACAAGAGGAACGGCAAAAAUGACGAGCCGAAAGGCGCUCAAGCACCCAAAAGGGCUCCUUUGAGACAAUUCGCCCCCUUGAUGGUGGCCAUGGUGGGGCUGCCGGGACGAGGGAAGAGCCUUAUGGCGAAGAGGUUGUCCCGGUAUCUCAACUACACUGGAGACGUGUGCAAAGUGUACGACAUCAGCGACUACCGUCGCAAACACCUCAAAACCUACGCCUCGCAUGAAAUUUUUCGCGCUGACAACCUCCCAGCAUGGCGUAUUCGCCAACAGAGUUUCCGGGAAGCCCUCGAAGACGCCGCUUCGUGGCUCCAAGAACCCAACCACCACGUCGCAAUUUUAGACGGCCCUAAUGUCUCGCGUGCCCAACGUGAAGAAAUCUACGAUUUGGUUUACCAUCAAUUGGGCUUCCGGGUCAUGUUUAUUGAGUGCGUUUGCGAAGACCCGGUUUUACUCGAACGCAAUUUUAAAGAAAUUCUCCAAUACAGUGCAGACUAUUGUGACAUGGCUACGGAAGAAGCCCUCAAAGACCUAACCCAAAAAAUGGCCCAUUACAAGGCACAAUACGAAAGUCCUUCCUUGGGGAGUCACUGGGAGUUGUCUUGUCCCAUGAUCAAAGUUUUGGAUAGCGGUGAAGGGGGCGUAGUCGCUCAUGGGGUUGUAGGGACGAAAGAGAGUAAAAUUUUGGGGUACAUCUCAACCCCUAAGCCCAUCCAACAAACUUUAUAUUUCAGUCGGCACGGCGAAAGUGAGUUUAACGUCCUUGGGAAAAUUGGAGGAGACGCCCCUUUGUCACCCCGGGGACGCAUGUAUGCCCAGUGUUUGGCAAAACACAUCCACGCUUUAAACCUCCCUUCUUUACAAGUGUGGACAUCGACAUUACAGAGGACUAAAGCCACCAGUGCUCACAUCAACGCCCCCAAACAACACCUAUCCGAAUUGGACGAAAUUUAUUCAGGCGAUUGCGAGAAUUUGACCUACGAGGAGCUCCAAGACCGCUUUCCUCGUGAAUUGGCCCGUCGAGACCACGAGAAACUCAAAUAUCGGUACCCCCAAGGCGAGUCUUAUUUGGACGUGAUGCGACGAGUAGUCCCAGUUCUUAAUCAACUGGAAUGCGAAUCGAAUGUCCUCACGAUCUCUCAUCAAGCCGUCCUGCGCUGUAUUUUGGCCUACUUUCUUGACACCCCCAUUGAGGAGAUCCCCUACAUCCACGUGCCCCUCCACACCAUCAUCAAGCUAACUUUGCAGGGCUAUAACUACAAUAUGGAGACAAUUAAGAUGCCGAUUGACUGUGUCGAUACAAACAGGGCGAAGCCCUUGAACUGUUCUGAGGGACGGACAAGGGAAGACGCUCUUAAGACACUCCCGGCACAUUACGAUUCCGUUGCCAAUCUGAAUAAUCUCACUUAUUGUACUUAGUUAUUCUUUCGGGAUAGUUUUACUUUACAUUGUUUUAAAUGUUUUAGCUUGAAUAAUUAGUAGUAGGUGUUUACUUUGGCUUUGUGUUGUAAUACUGUAGCUAAAGAACAUUUGCUGGACGACUUAUCUUCCAUAGCAAUAAUUGGAUGUAUAGUAUUUAACUGUGAUUUUAUAGUGCAUUUUUUAUUUUUUCCAAAUGUUAACCAUAGAUUUGUUUCACAAAUAAAUAAUACAAGUUA